UCGCACCAUUGGUCCCGGGAGGAGGCAGAGCAUCGCGGGAGGUGGCCCCCGACUCGAGCUGCACCGCCAUGGGAAACACCACCAGCGACCGGGUGGCCGGGGAGCGCCACGGCGCCAAGGCUGCGCGCGCCGAGGGCGCCGGCGGCCAUGCCCCGGGCAAGGAACAUAAGAUCAUGGUGGGGAGCACCGAUGACCCCAGCGUCUUCAGCCUGCCGGAUUCCAAGCUCCCUGGGGACAAAGAGUUUGUAUCAUGGCAGCAGGAUUUGGAGGACUCCGUAAAGCCCACACAGCAGGCCCGGCCCACUGUUAUCCGCUGGUCUGAAGGAGGCAAGGAGGUCUUCAUCUCUGGGUCCUUCAACAAUUGGAGCACCAAGAUUCCACUGAUUAAGAGCCAUAAUGACUUUGUUGCCAUCCUGGACCUCCCUGAGGGAGAGCACCAGUACAAGUUCUUUGUGGAUGGACAAUGGGUUCAUGAUCCAUCAGAGCCUGUGGUUACCAGUCAGCUUGGCACAAUUAACAAUUUGAUCCAUGUCAAGAAAUCUGAUUUUGAGGUGUUUGAUGCUUUAAAGCUAGAUUCAAUGGAAAGCUCAGAGACAUCUUGUCGAGACCUUUCCAGCUCACCCCCAGGGCCUUAUGGCCAAGAAAUGUAUGUGUUUCGAUCAGAGGAGAGAUUCAAAUCCCCACCCAUCCUGCCUCCUCACCUUCUCCAAGUUAUUCUUAACAAGGACACUAAUAUAUCUUGUGAUCCAGCCUUGCUCCCCGAGCCCAAUCAUGUUAUGCUGAACCAUCUCUAUGCAUUGUCCAUUAAGGACAGUGUGAUGGUCCUUAGCGCAACCCAUCGCUACAAGAAGAAAUAUGUCACUACUCUGCUGUACAAGCCCAUCUGAAGGGAUUCCUUCCGGCCUCCCAGGAUUCAGGAGAAGCAUCUCCCUUGCCUUUCUGGACUAGACCAGUCUUACCUGGGACUGGAAGGCUGAUUUGCUUUGAGGCUAAUAUGUGUGUUUCAGAGCCUCUGAGUAGGAUGCUCUGCUUUUGCAUUUGAUUGCAAAUGAGAGCUUUAGGAGUUCAUGGAAUUUAUUUUAAGAAAAAAUCAUAUACACACACACACACGCACACACACACACGAGACGAAAGUUAAUGGAAGCCUCCUAGCUAGACGUAUUCUCUCUACCUGUGGGAACUCACCAAGAUCUGUUGGGGAGAGCUGCAGGAAGAACCAUUACAGGAAGCUUUUUUCCUAAAGUGAAUGAAGAGCAAACUCUCAGGAUCCUUGUUGGGUGGAGAUUCUAUCACUGCUACCUUGGCUGUCCAAGGGAUGGACUUGUGCCAGAGUGCUGCCCUACUUACAGCUGCCUCCUUGCAGAAGCAGCUUUUCUUGCAUGGGUUCUCUGUGUUCCCAGAGUAUGUGCACAAUCUGUUUUUUAUAUGAUACCAGGUACCCCACAAGAACCCUUUUUCCUCUCAUUUCACAUUCUUGCUUUGUUAACCUCCUUCAGAUCCUCUAUCUGACUCUUGCCUAACACAAAAUUCAGUGGGUAAGUGACCCCUUUCAAAGGCUGUGUGAAGGCUUCCCUGGUGGCGCAGUGGUUGAGAGUCCGCCAGCCAAUGCAGGGGACACGGGUUCGUGCCCCGGUCCGGGAAGAUCCCACGUGCCGCGGAGCGGCUGGGCCCGUGAGCCGUGGCCGCUUAGCCUGCGCGUCCGGAGCCUGUGCUCCGCAAUGGGAGAGGCCACAACAGUGAGAGGCCCGCAUACCACACACAAACAAAGAAACAAAAGGCUGUGUGAGACCUGACCCACCUUACAGACUAGGGCAGCCAGAAAGUCUCCUUUUUAAGCUCAGCACAGGCCCAUGACACUUUGUCACUACUUAUUUUAACUUCUACUGAAGAAAAUAUGGCUCAGCCUUAUAUGAAAGGCAGAAUGCAGGUCUACUUUUUUGUUUUGGUUUGGUGCCACAGUUUAGGCUGUAUUGGCACAUUCCCAUACUUCUUCCCACCUGGUUUGGCCCUGCUUCCAUGUUUUCUUUCACAGAGCAGAUAGCUUUGAAGGUGGGAGUGAAGCCAGAGAAAACUUUCAUGUCUUUCAUCCUUGGAAUAUUUUUAUGUGCCUACAUUUUUCUUUUAUCAGAAAAUGGCUUUUCGGGCUUCGCUGGUGGCACAGCUGUUGAGAGUCUGCCUGCCGACUCAGGGAACACGGGUUCGUGCCCCAGUCUGGGAAGAUCCCACGUGCCGCGGAGCGGCUGGGCCCGUGAACCGUGGCCGCUGAGCCUGCGUGUCCGGAGCCUGUGCUCCGCAAUGGGAGAGGCCACAACAGUGAGAGGCCCGCGUACCGCAAAAAUAAAACAAAAUAAAAUAAAAAUGCCUUUUCAUUGGUCUUAAGAGACUGCAUUUGGAGAACUUCAGGCUUAUGAUAAAUUGCCCCCAAUAUUUUCUUCUCUAGUCUGGCCCCCUACAGUCUUAGAUUAAUAAGGCUGACUCUGUGUACUGUCAUUACAGUAAACAUUGCUCUAGAUACAGACCCAUUCAGGCUCAUUUUAUGCACCUAAAAGUGUCCCUCAACUUAAGGAUUCAAGAGGCAAGAAAUUACCUUUGGUGUUCCCAGCCAUGAAAAGUAUCCCUUUCAUGCACUAAAUGCUAACAGAGUUAUCUUGUUCUUCUGUAUCUUCCAGAAAGUGUUUGUUGAUGAAGUGGGGUCAGUGAUUUCCAUUUGUGGAGUAAAAAGUAUCUAUUCAAUCCACUCUUGAGAUUCAGAGAUAAGAUAUUUUUCCCCAAGUUUCUGUGGCUCUUCCAUUACAGAUAAAUGCAAGCCAAACAUUCAGUACUGAAGGAGGCUAAACUUGUUGCUGGAGAGGCUCCUUGACUGCUAAGAUGAGCCCAGCCCCACUGAAAGGGCACCCACAGGUAAAUUAGCUACCUCCUGUCUUUCCCACGUAAAGCUGAUGAUACAGUUGUCUUCCAGUAUGUAGAACUCUUAGAUCCUGUGUGUGAGGCAGUAGGGUGUGGGAUUGUUGUCUUGCUGGGAAUGUAAAUUGCUAAGUGCUUUGGUGGUUAAUUGCUGAGAGUAAAUACUGCUUUAGCCACUCAAGGCCACCAUCCGCCUCAAAAGGCUUUUGUGGAGAACGUUUUAUGGUUCCAAUCACUUUUAGAAUGGUGUGCAAUUUUAAAAAUCCAGGCCAAAUUCUGUUACUACCAACUCUCAGGAUCUACAUUGUCUUCAGUUAUACUAGAAUUUUGUUUUUUCCAUUACCCAUUAAACAAGUGGGCCACUUAGGAGGAUUUAAAAUCUUGGCUGUCACCUAGAGGAUUUUGUUGUACUCAUAUGUCUUGUCAGCAGUAUUGACAUGUAAUUGUCUCUGUGUUCCUGUAUUAAAGUCUCUAUUCUGCACAGAUAAUUAGAGUGUGGCAGGAAAAGAGAUUCCUUCAGUUUCUCUCAGGCCAGAGGCUUCUGUGAAAUGGGUCUGUCUCCAGUGACAGUAGGUUUUGGUGCUGGUGACCUUCAGAUCCUUCUAAUCUGGAAAUGUGUAGAAAGUGUCACUUUUCCAAAUUCUGAGGUAAUCUUUCAGCCAGAUGUGAAACUGGAGCCUACCAGCUGGUAUGGAAAGGGAUCAGUAAGAGGAAUUGGAUGAUGACUCAUUCAGCCCUGUCCCUCCUCUGUACUGCUGAUUAACAUACCACGGCCUUGAGAAUUCCUAUCAUACUCUCAGUCUGUCCCCUAGAAACUGUUCUAGAAGGUUGCGAGGGAGGGAGGAAGGUAACCAAGAGUACAGUUCACUCAUUCUUUUAUAUUGGUUAAAGGGAUAGUUUAUUUUCUGCAGAAGAAUUUGACAGAUUUUGAAAAUGAAUAAAGGAAAAAAAUUUUUUUAGGGUUUUUUAAAUUUGUUUUGCCUAUAAGAGUUUCACAGUCAAAGAGUAAGAAUGUAAUUCUUAGGGAGGGCUGACUCUUGAACUGUA
Molecule: messenger RNA, 3951 nt
Organism: Lagenorhynchus albirostris (white-beaked dolphin)
Lineage: Eukaryota; Metazoa; Chordata; Mammalia; Artiodactyla; Delphinidae
Gene: PRKAB2
Product: protein kinase AMP-activated non-catalytic subunit beta 2
Exons: 8
Coding region: 69-887 (272 amino acids)
Biological process (GO): signal transduction
Cellular component (GO): nucleus; nucleotide-activated protein kinase complex; cytoplasm
Molecular function (GO): protein kinase binding
Source: RefSeq, a predicted model, not a curated record